Messenger RNA from Manis pentadactyla (Chinese pangolin), 7768 nucleotides. RefSeq names its product anthrax toxin receptor-like. Gene Ontology annotation, cellular component: membrane. Gene Ontology annotation, molecular function: signaling receptor activity. The transcript has 15 exons. NCBI's taxonomy places the organism in Eukaryota, Metazoa, Chordata, Mammalia, Pholidota, Manidae. The record is from RefSeq and is a predicted model, not a curated record. Bases 1785 to 3011 code for a protein of 408 amino acids.
UUGAGGCAGUUUUCUUAUUUACAAUCCAUAAGAAGAAAUUAAAUGGUGGUGGGAUGGAGUCACAGAGUAAGGGAAAGGAAGGGGAUCAACAGUUUAUUUACCUCAUAAAUAAGGAUUAUAUCUAAGAACGUUGCCCGGCACACUGUGAUUGCACAGCAGUAAGGUCAGCUUUCUGGACCAGGCACUGUACCAGGUGCUUUACAUGCAUUAUUUCAUUUGCUCCUCACUGCAACCCUGAUAUAGCCCCGCAGACAGACAGGAUUCAGGGUCCAAGCCCGACUGCAGAUCUGAGUUCCAGGCAGUUAUUUCUUCCACACCUUCGUGGGGAAGGGACCACGGCCCCAUUGCUUCUCGUGACCUAGGCACUGGGCUAAGUGCUUUAUGUCUGUGUCUCACUCACUUCCCACAAUAACCCCAUAAAGAACAGAUGACCUCCUCCUCAUAAACCACGAAGAAAGCAAAUUUCAGAGGGUUUAAAUAGUGCCCACGGUCAAGUAACGCAUUCUGUAAGGUGUUAGUGUACAUGAGCUGGAAGUACGGUGAUUGCUUUAUUCUGAGGCCCCUCAUGCAGGUGAGCGCACCACUCCCAGAGCCAGCCUUCCUCCCAGAGAGGCGUCCGCGGCUGGGGCAGUUCUCCCUGUAGAAGAGAGAGAGGCGGUCUGUGGCCAGUGAAGGGCGACACCUGCUGGACACAGAGAGCUGGGCCGCGGAAUGGUGUCGGAAGCUGAGUUGCAUACUGAACUUCGGGCGAAGAGAAACCAGAAAUGAAGAGUAGCACUGGAGGGGCUUAACCUAACGGGGUUGUGGGCGGAGAAUAAGGGGUUAUGGGUGCAAAAAACACCUCCCAAAACCCCACAAGAGUAGAAUCUGAUGAGCUGGGGAGGGGCCAGAAAACAGGCUGUGCGGGACCUUUCGGUGCGCUGCUCCGCCGGGCUGUGUUUGCGCGGGAUAAGCUGGGCACGGGCUCCGACGUGGGGUCCUUAAACUGUUUCUACCGGGACCUGUAGAAGAGUGAGGGUGGCACUGUUUCUACAGGCUUGACGCCCAAAGUAGGUGCCCGGUGUUUGCCCACCCGAUGAGUUGACCGCAUCCGCGGUGUCCCCGGAAGGAUCCCAUGGGGUCAGGGCGUCUCUCUGCGGGAGUUUACUUAAGAAGUAAGGGGCGGGGAAAGUGCUCACGAAUUCCAAGUGGUUCUGGGCUGAGGACGGCCAUAUAAGGUAGGAAGAGGAAGCUGCUGUGCGCUGUACUAGUCGGUAAAUGUAGGCUCAGAAAUCAGUCUCUCAGUUGUAUCAGUUUUAUGUUUCCUUUUGAAAAGUUUUCAUGUAGCAUUUAAUUAAUUAGCUUCUGCGUGAUGUAAAUAAUUUCCACUUCUACUUGCCUACGGACUUUCUUUAAUAACUUGCUCUUUGAAGUCUUGUCAUAUUGCUUCAUUGUCAUUUUCCCGUUCACUGUUCUUGUUUUUGUUUGACGAAGCAAAUAAACUUUUGAAGUUCUAGUCUAGCCUUGGGUGUGUGGCUUUGGGUCUUGUCUACGGCCAGUUUUGGAGGAGAAGAUGCACAUUCAGAGGGUCUGGGUCUGGUCACAGUAAGAGGAAUCAAAGUGACAGGACCCCCAGGGAAGGAAGGGGAGCGUCAGCUAAUUGGAUUGCUUUCAGUCUUCCGGACAGCCACAGGAGGCGUUUCUCUGCCCUAGCCUUGCAGGUUUUUGUUUUACGGGGAAGGCUGUCCCCUUCCAGAUGGGGAGUAGGAUAAAGCGCCAGAUCACACAGUGUAAACAACAAUUGGAUGUUCACACAGAGCUUUGUGCAGGAUUUGGUGAACAGAUUUAAAAACCCCAAACAGCGUAUAUCGUUCAUUACCUACUCGACACACGGUCGCAUCAACAUGAAGCUGACCUCAGACAGAGAACAAAUAAGCAAUUCUGUUAUUGAAUUGCUCAAUGUACUACCUACAGGAGCCAUAAAUAUGCAGCAUGGAUUGGAAAAGGCGAACGAGCAGAUCGAAAGAACACGUGCUGCAGGAGCGGAGGUUCCCAGCCUCAUCAUCGUGCUGACAGGUGGAGAACUGCUGCCAGAAUCCUUUGCAGAGACAAAAGUUGAAGCUGCAAAAUCUAAGCAGUUGGGGGCAAGUCUUUUUUUUGUCGGAGUGCAAAAUCACCAGAAAUACCAGCUGUUGGAAAUUGCUGGCGAAGAGGAUCAUGUGUUUGGAGUGGACAGUGGAUACCCUGGACUGGAAGACAUCGUUGACCCACUCAUAGCAAGGUCUUGUGUGCAGAUUACAUCUGUGGAUUUCUCCCGUAUCUGCUCUAGAGAUAAAAAUGAAGUCAAGGUUAUUGGGAAAGGUUUUCAAAACAUAGACAAGGAUGAGGUUAUCUGUCAGUUUCGACUUAGAAAGGAAACCAUCCGAAUAAAGGCUGUAUCUGUGCAAGAUACCUCCAUUACCUGCCCAGGACUGAAGAUGAAUAAUCGGGGCUGGGCCAUCUUCAUUGAUAUCAGCCUGAAUAAUGGCCUCACCUUUAUCAAGACGGAUUUAGAUGUCAGCAGGAGGAACUGUGUGACUUCCAGGAAGGGGUCCCCACCUGCCCUGCUGGGUGCCAUACCACCAGCUGCCCAACAGCGUGCCCUUCCAGAUGCUGUGCCGGAAGACACACAGGAUAUUUACCCGGAUGAAGGGUCUUCCAGUCCAGUUUUCCCCAGUUUCAACACUCUCUUCUGGGCUGUGCCUCUCCUGGUGCUGCCCUUUAUCCUGCUGCUGUGCUGGUGUAUCUGGCGAUGGUACCCUAAAAGUAGCCCAGCGCCACUGGCACAGAAGUGCCCCAUGGUGAUCGUGUCAUGCUGUGGGAAUCAUGAUAAAGAGAAGAUAGAAGAACGAGAGAGGUGUCAUUCUGCUGUCCCCCUAAUGAUGCCCCAUUGUGGGUCACUGUCCUGCGGCAUGUGGAUCUCCCAUCAACCCAACUGCCAUUGCUGCCACCAUGAGCCAGGGUGCCCAACCCAGUUGCUGCCAGCUGAAUGAUGCCACUCAUACCUGCUGCAGCCUGGACGCUCUGGAAAGCCGCUUUGCAACUCUCACCCCAUAACACGAUCUCUACAGCACCAAAACCCCAAUAUUGUUUUCUAUUUGUGUGUUUUUUAAAUUUUGGUAUGAUUAAUAUACACUUAAAUGAGCAACAUUGUGGUUACUAGAUUCUCCUCAUUAUCAAGUCCUCCCCACAUACCCCAUUACAGUCACUGUCCAUCAGCAUAGUAAGAUGCUGUAGACUCACUGCUUGUCUUCUCUGUGAUGUACUGCCUUCCCCAUGCCCACCCCCUACAUUAUGUGUGCUGAUCGUAAUGCCCCUUAUUCCCCUUAUUCCCCUUCUCCCUCUCUUCCCACCCAUCCUCCCCAGUCCCUUUCCCUUUGGUAACUGUUAGUCCAUUCUUGGGUUCUGUGAGUCUGCUGCUGUUUUGUUCCUUCAGGUUUUUCUUUGUUCUUAUACUCCACAGAUGAGUGAAAUCAUUUGAUACUUGUCUUUCUCUGCCCGGCUUAUUUCACUAAACAUAAUACCCUCUAGCUCCAUCCAUGUUGUUGCAAAUGGUAGGAUUUAUUUUCUUCUGAUGGCUGAAUAAUGUUCUGUUGUGUAUAUUUACCACAUCUUCUUUAUCCAUUCAUCUUCUGAUGGACACUUAGGUUGCUUCCAUUUCUUGGCUAUUGCAACAGUGCUGCGAUAAACAUAGGGGUGCAUAUGUCUUUUUCAAACUGGGCUCCUGCAUUCUUAGGGUAAAUUCCUAGGAGUGGAAUUCUUGGGUCAAAUGGUAUUUCUAUUUUGAGUUUUUUGAGGAACCUCCAUACUGCUUUCCAGAAUCGUUGAACUAAUUUACAUUCCCACCAGCAGUGUAGGAGGGUUCCCCUUUCUCCACAACCUUGCCAACAUUUGUUGUUGUUUGUCUUUUGGGUGGUGGCGAUCCUUACUGGUGUGAGGUGAUAAUCUUAUUGUGGUUUUAAUUUGCAUUUCUCUGGUGAUUCGCAAUGUGGCGCAUCUUCUCAUGUGCCUGUUGGCCAUCUGAAUUUCUUCUUUGGAGAAGUGUCUGUUCAGCUCCUCUGCCCAUUUUUUAAUUGGGUUAUUUGGUUUUUGUUUGUUGAGGUGCAUGAUCUCUUUGUAUAUUUUGGAGUUCAACCCCUUAUUGAAUGUGUCAUUUAUGAAUAUAUUCUCCCAUACUGUAGGAUGCCUUUUUAUUCUACUGAUGGUGUCCUUUGCUGUACAGAAUCUUUUUAGUUUUAUAUAGACCCACUUGUUCAUUUUUGCUUUAUUUUCCCUCGCCCGGGGAGAUAUGUUCAUGAAGAAUUUGCUCAUGUUUAUAUUCAAGAGAGUUUGCCUAUAUUUUCUUCUAAGAGUUUUAUGGUUCCAUGCCUUAAAUUUAGGUCUUUGAUCCAUUUUGAGUUUACUUUUGUGUAUGGGGUUAGGCAAUGAUCCAGUUCCAUUCUCUUACUUGUUGCUGUCAAGUUUUGCCAACACCAGCUGUUGAAGAGGCUGUCAUUUCCCCAUUGUAUAUCCAUGGAUCCUUUAUGAUAUAUUAAUUGAUUUUAUAUGCUUGGGUUAUUAUCUGGACUCUCUAUUCUGUUCCACUGGUCUAUGGGUCUGUUCUUGUGUCAGUACAAAAUUGUCUUGAUUACUGUGGCUUUGUAGUAGAGCUUGAAGUUGGGAAGCGAGAUCCCCCCUGCUUUAUUCUUCCUUCUCAGGAUUGCUUUGGCUAUUCAGGGUCUUUUGUGGUUCCAUAUGAAUUUUAGAACUAUUUGUUCCAGUUUGUUGAACAAUACUGUCAGUAUUUUGAUAGGGAUUGCAUUGAAUCUGUACAUUGCUUUAGGCAGGUUGGCCAUUUUGACAAUAUUAAUUCUUCCUAGCCAAGAGCAUGGGAUGAAUUUCCAUUUAUUAGUGUCCUCUUUAAUUUCUCUUAGGAGUGUCUUGUUGUUUUCAGGUAUAGGUCUUUCACUUCCUUGGUUAGGUUUAUUCCUAGGUAUUUUAUUCUUUUUGAUGCAGUUGUGAAUGAAAUUGUUUUCCUGAUUUCUCUUUCUGCUAGUUCAUCGUUAGUGUAUAGGAAAGCAACAGAUUUCUGUGUAUUAAUUUUGUAUCCUUCAACUUUGCUGAAUUAAGAUAUUAGUUCUAGUAGUUUUGGAGUGGAUUCUUUAAGGCUUUUUAUGUACAAUAUCAUGUCAUCUGCAAAUAGUGACAGUUUGACUUCUUCCUUACCAAUCUGAAUGCCUUUUAUUUCUUUGUGUUGUCUGAUAGCCAUGGCUAGGACCUUCAGCACUAUGUGGAAUAAAAGCCGGAGAGUAGGCAACCUUGUCUUGUCCUGAUAUUAGAGGAAACGCUUUCAGCUUCUUGCUGUUAAGUAUCAUGUUGGCCAUGGGUUAAUCAUAUAUGGCCUUUAUUAUGUUGAGGUACUUGCCCUCUGUACCCAUUUUGUUGAGAGUUUUUGUCAUUAAUGGAUGUUGAAUUUUGUUAAAUGCUUUUUCAGCAUCUAUGGAAAUGAUCAUGUGGUUUUUGUCCUUUUUGUUGAUGUGGUGGAUGAUGUUGAUGGAUUUUCCAAUGUUGUACCAUUCUUGCAACCCUGGGAUGAAUCCCACUUUAUCAUUGUGUAUGAUACUCUUCAUGUAUUUUUGUAUUUGGUUUGCUAAUAUUUUGUUGAGUAUGUUUGCAUCUAUGUUCAUCAGAGAUAUUGGUCUGUAGUUUUCUUUUUUUGUGGUAUCUUUGCCUGGUUUUGGUAAUAGAGUGAUGCUGGCUUCAUGGAAUGAGUUUGGAAGUAUUCCCUCCUCUUCUAUUUUUUGGAAAACUUUAAGGAGAAUGGGUAUUAUGUGUUUUCAAAAUGUCUGAUAAAAUUAAGCAGUGGAUCCAUUUUGUUCUUGGAUAGUUUUUUGAUUACCACUUCAAUUUCAUUGCUGGUAAUUUGUCUAUUUAGAUUUUCUAUUUCUUCCUGGGUCAGUCUUGGAAGGUUGUAUUUUUCUAAAAGGUUGUCCAUUUCUUCUAGCUUAUCCAGUUUGUUAGCAAAUAGAUUUUCAUAGUAUUUUCUAAUAAUUAUUUGUACUUCUAUGGUGUCCGUUGUGAUUUUUCCUUUCUCAUUUCUGAUUCUGUUUAUGUGUGUAGAUUGUCUUUAUUUCUUAAUAAGUCUGGCUAGGGAUUUAUCUAUUUUGUCAUUUUCUCAAAGAACCAGCUCUUGGUUUCAUUGAUUUUUUUCUGUUUUAUUCUUCUCAAUUUUAUUUAUUUCUUCUCUGAUCUUUAUUAUGUCCUUCCUUCUCCUGACUUUGGGCCUCAUUUCUUCUUCUUUUUCCAGUUUCAAUAAUUGUGAAUUUAGACUGUUCAUUUGGGAUUGUUCUUCCUUCUUUAAGUAUGCCUGGAUUGUUAUAUACUCUCCUCUUAGAACUGUCUUUGCUGUGUCCCACAGAAGUUGGGGCAUUGUGCUGUUGUUUUCGUUUGUCUCCAUAUAUUGCUUGAUCUCUGUUUAAAUUUGUUCAUUGAUCCAUUGUUUAUUUAGGAGCAUGUUGUUAAGCCUCCAUGUGUUUGUGAGCUUUUUUGCUUUCUUUGUACAAUUUAUUUCUAGUUUUAUACCUUUGUGAUCUCAGAAGUUGAUUGAUACAUUUCUGUGUUUUUGAAUUUACUGAGUCUCUUUUUGUGGCCUAGUAUGUGGUCUGUUCUGGAAAAUAUUCCAUGUGGACUUGAGAAGAAUGUGUAUCCUGCUGCUUUGGGUGUAGAGUUCUGUAGAUGUCUGUUAGGUCCAUCUGUUCUAGUGUGUGUUUCAGUGCCUCUGUGUCCUUACUUAUUUUCUGUCUGGUUCACCAAGUGUAACUUAAAAUCAACUUCUAACUGCAGUUCUGCCAGUUAAUACUUUACAAAUUGUGAGGCUGUUUUGCUGAUUUUAUAUAUACUUAUGAUUAUUCUAUCUUACUGCUCCAUUUUUUAAAUUAUAUAAAACUUAUUUUCUUUUGUCCUUCAUGAACUUUUAUUUAAACCUUAACUUCUAUUUUGCUGUAUAUUGAGAUUGUUGCCCAACUUUCUUUUGGCUCAUAUUUGCCAUCUAGUGAAUCUUUACGCUUUUUAAAAUUUCAACCUUUCUGUGUCUUCCUGCUUGUCUUGAUAAUCGGCUUCAGCCUUGGGCAAGUUCACUAUGAAUUCAAUGUGACAAAGAAAUUGACAGCAAAACGUUCUUUGGGGUGAAAAGGUUUAUUACCUGCUUCUUCUCCCAGUGGUAGGUCGAGCACUAGCGUCUCUGCCUCCACCCAGAGCACUGGGCCAGCUCUCUAUAUAGCACAAUAAUAGUUUAUUGCCUAAAGGUGUGGAAGCGGUAGCCUAGCAACAGGCCAGUUACAUGAGGUGGUUUAAGUUCAGUGAGGACCCUGGCCAUAGGAACCAUGACUUCCCCACACUGCUCUAAGUAUAUUUAUUGUAAAUAACACAUGGUUUGGUCUUUCUGUUUCCUUCAUUAUGAGAGCCUCUGUCUUUUAACUGGUAACUGCUGACAUAUUAGGCUUAUUUUUUCAACUCAUUUCACACUUUAUAUUUAUUGUCUAUUAUUUCUUCCCUUUUCUCACUUUUCAUUAAAAGUUAUAUAUAGUGAUUCUGUUCUUGAAUGAGGUGUAUACUCAUGUUUACUUACAUUUAUUGAUUUCUUAAACAUUUUAAUAUUUAUACCUUGCUCCCAAAUUCUUUGGCAUACUCUUAUGGCCUUUUGAUUUUCUUUUAAAACAUAUUUUGCUUCCAGGUUUGUUGAGGUAUAUGUGACAAAUAAAAAUUGUAUAUA